AUGACAGUCCAUAAAGAUUCCACUGGAGAGUCAUAUCUUGUUCCAGACGACUCUUCGGUCGACAUGAACGCUUCAUUUUCAGAGAACUAUGCAUAUGAUGAAGAGGAAGAUGAUAAUCAAACAUUACUUAAUGGCAACGAAGGUGCCAAGAAAUUGCCUGCAAUGGUGAAUUAUAAUACGACAACAGGCACUUUAGAAGGAACAACUCUGAACGAUGGAGAAGUCGGUAGGGGUCCAGAGAUAGCCAUUAAUUCCGCUAACUAUGAAGAUUCCUCAACUGCACAUAUAAAGCAACUAAAGUACAACCAAAAUAAGAUUUUGCUUGACAGAGCCAUCAACUCUACGAUCACCUUGUUUGCGGAAUUUAAAGAAAACAAUGUUCACUCUCCAAUUCACUAUCCUGUUGAUCAAAUGAUGUCUAAUGGCUAUGAUUCAAAGCUAAAUUCAAAUACCUCCAAGCGGGCACUUUUAUUACAAGAGGAUACUACCAUUAGUGGUCCCAAGUUUGAACUUUUAAAACUAGAAUUAAAAACAGGGGCGAAAUCUUCAGAAUCCUUGAUUGGUAAUUUAGAUGAGCAUACUAUAUCUCUUUUAUUGGACGAAAAGUUUGAACAUAUUCUACGUCAUCUGAAGAACUUGAAGGCCAGAGUCGAUGAUAUCUCAUCGAAAGUUUUGAUAACAGGUGACUUGAAUUCGGGUAAAUCCAGUUUUUGUAAUGCUUUGCUGAGAAGAAAUGUUAUGCCCGUUGAUCAACAGCCCUGCACAAAUGUUUUUUGCGAAAUCAUCAACUAUAAGGAAAACCGAGGUAUUGAAGAAGUACAUGCCAUUCCGAUUGGUGCAACUUAUGAUAUCAAACAUACUAAUAGCUACAAUAAGUUCCCCCUAGAAAAGUUAGAAGACUUGGUCUAUGAAAAUGAUAAGUAUGCUUUAUUGAAGGUUUACAUCAAUGACAAUAGACCAACUGAAGAAAGUCUAUUGAAGAAUGGUAUUGUCGAUAUCAGAUUGAUUGACGCUCCAGGUUUAAAUCUAGAUUCGUAUCAGACAAUGCAAUUAUUUUCCAGACAAGAGGAGAUUGAUUUGGUUGUGUUUGUGGUGAGUGCAGAAAACCAUUUUACUCUUUCGGGUAGGGAAUUUAUUUCAAACGUUAACAAAGAUAAAAAGUUUUCAUUUGUUGUGGUAAAUAAAUUCGAUUCGAUUAAAAGAAAGGAUAAGUGUGUAGAAAAAAUUAUGCAACAGAUUGGCGAUUUAUCUCCCGAAACUCAUAAAGACUCGGAAGAUUUUGUGCAUUUCAUCUCAUCUACUGACAUCAUCAAGGAUGGACCAGAUGGUGGCUCCCCAGAUGACGGAGAUGAUUCGAAUCCAGAGAGCCACGAUGCACCUCGGCCAAACCCAAACUUUAACAGGCUAGAGGCAGCUCUCAGAAAUUUUGUCCUUGAUAAAAGAUCUGUCUCCAAAUUAUUACCAGUCAAGAAUUAUCUUUCUAAAAUAUAUCAAGAAGUUCUGUUGCUAAUAGACAUGAACAUCGAAAACUAUCAGGAAAAUAAGAGCAAGCUAGAAAAAGAACUAAAUGAAAUAACACCGGAAUACAACGACAUCGUUAGAACAUCGGUUAAACUUAAUGAAAAGAUUGUGAAGGUUAUUGACAACUGUACUGAUGAAGUUUAUGAGAAUACCAGAAAAAGUAUCCUUGAUGUUAUUGAAAGCUUCACUAGGAACUUUGAGGUUGAUAAUUCGGUUACCAUUUUCAACAUUGACCAAUUCAUCCAAACAACCAAACUUAAAGUGGUUCAUGAUAUUUUAUCAACCAUUGAAGAUGCGGAAGACUUCGCUAGGUUAAGCACGUUACAUGGUAUUGAACAUAUAAGAAGUUUAGGUAGAUCUAUUGUUGGUGAUGAUAAGCUUGUUGAGCAAAAGUUCAAGCCUGAAUCUAUGUAUUCACAUAAAAAAGAUCAACAAUUCAAGAGCCAAAUCAAUAUUAAUUUUGAGCUCAUUGAUCUGGUUGAUUUUGAUUCAGUUAUCCAGUUUUUCAGGGGCGCUCAGUCUCUUUUCAGCCUUACAAAUUUCUCGCCUUUAAGCAGCUUUGGAAAGAAUGGAAGCUCAAUUACUAAGUUGGUCUCCACCGGUGUAUUGAAAACGGGUAUUUCUAGUAUGGUGCUUUUAUAUGUUCCAAAGCUUGUGACAAUUUUUUCAAACGUUAACUCGGUUAUCAAACUCCCCAAAAUUUUCUUGGUAUCCUCGGUUGCAAUCUUAGUUGGAUACCCUAUUUACUACAUCAUAAAAGAAUCUCCUAAAACAGUCCAUAAAAACAUCAUAAAGAAGAUCCAAACAAAUCUAGUCAAUGACGAUUAUAUUCAUUUAAACAGUUUGCGUAUAAGUAAGGAGGUGCGAAAGGUUUUGAAUUAUCCUGCCAAAGAUGUCUCUAUUGGAAUCAAUGGGCUAAUUGAGCAAAAGAGCAACUUAAAGAUGAAGUUAUCCAAUAAAGUACAUGUCCUGAACGGCAAUAUUGCCUUUAUUCAAGAUUUAAAGCAAAGAGUUGAUGUACAACAACGUAUGCUCGACGGUCUUGAGCUUGAUAUUGACUAA
Messenger RNA from Pichia kudriavzevii, 2583 nucleotides. RefSeq lists its product as uncharacterized. Gene Ontology annotation, biological process: mitochondrial fusion. The coding region runs from base 1 to 2583 and encodes 860 amino acids. The transcript has a single exon. The record is from RefSeq and is a predicted model, not a curated record. Gene Ontology annotation, molecular function: GTPase activity; GTP binding. Gene Ontology annotation, cellular component: mitochondrial outer membrane. Lineage: Eukaryota; Fungi; Ascomycota; Pichiomycetes; Pichiales; Pichiaceae.